Molecule: messenger RNA, 2407 nt
Organism: Micromonas commoda
Lineage: Eukaryota; Viridiplantae; Chlorophyta; Mamiellophyceae; Mamiellales; Mamiellaceae
Product: Drug/Metabolite transporter superfamily
Exons: 2
Coding region: 1-924 (307 amino acids)
Cellular component (GO): Golgi apparatus
Molecular function (GO): antiporter activity
Source: RefSeq, a predicted model, not a curated record
AUGGCAUCGGUUUACACCUUGAGUGUGAUAGCGGCGUGGUACUUAAGCAACGUCUGCGUCAUCCUCUUGAACAAGUACCUCCUGUCCAACUACGGAUUCCGAUAUCCCGUCUUUCUCACGAUGAUGCACAUGCUCAUGUGCGCUUUACUUUCCAUGGCAGCCCACGCGUCCGGGGUUGUGCGGAAACAGGCGAUCAAGGGCAGGACACACGCGAUCAAGAUUGCCGUCCUCGCCGUAGUCUUUGUCGUGUCGGUGGUUUGCGGCAACAUCUCGCUUCGAUUCAUCCCGGUGUCGUUCAACCAGGCAAUUGGCGCUAUCACACCGUUUUUUUCUGCGCUACUGUCCUUGCUAAUCACGCGGCGCAAGGAGAGCACAAAGACCUACAUAACCUUAGUACCGAUUGUCCUUGGGAUCAUAAUCGCGUCGAAGGCUGAGCCGCAGUUCCACUCCGUUGGUUUUGUGACUUGCCUCUCGGCUGCUUUCGCGAGGGCUCUGAAGGGUGUGCUGCAGGGUUUGCUGCUGACGAAUGACGAUGAGAAAUUGGACUCGAACAACCUGCUAAUGUACAUGUCCCCGGUGGCGCUGUUCGUGCUCGUCGCCAGCACCAUUUUCAUGGAGCCGGAUGCAUUCGGCAUUUUUUACCAAAACUGCCUCAACUCUUCAAGAUUCGUCUUUAUACUGACGCUCAACUGCAUCCUGGCCUUCAAUGUGAAUCUAACAAAUUUUUUGGUUACCAAGUGCACAAGUCCACUCACAUUGCAGGUGUUGGGAAACGCAAAGGGCGCGGUCGCAGUGGUGGCGUCUAUCAUCGUGUUUCGGAACCCCGUCUCAAGCUUCGCCAUUGUUGGUUAUGGCAUCACGAUCGCCGGGUUGGUGACGUACUCAAAUGCGAACAGACGGGGGAAGAAGGCGGCCAGAUUGUGACUUUUUUACUACUAGCGUGGCACAGCUUUAAAGAUUUGCGGGCGUAAAAUGUCAACAGUAUCCAGCUGCUAACAGGGUUGUACUAACUGUUGGGCAUUUUCACUGUCUGUCAAAUGCACGUUUUCGCAGUCACAGACAAAUUAGCAGAGCGCCUGCUUCCCAGUGCAAACGGCUGUGCUUGCAUAUUGAUGACCCGCUGCACUCCUUGAAGCUAUCGCGCCGACUACCGUGCUUGCAGAACUUUGCCACUCUCGGGUAAUUUAAAUCCACUGUGCGAACUGCUUUCCCAGCCUCCUUCCUAUGACAGGGUGUGCUCCCUCCUGGUGCAACGGCCUGGUCACGCGUCGUUUGGAUGCUUGCUUUUGCUGAAGUGUCUGGAGGAGUGCUGGCAGUCCGCGCAUUGAUAGCAUGAAAUGUAUCACGCUAGCAUCGUGCACUGCAUUUCCUGCGAAGCGGCGCGCCCCAAACAGCCGCGGGCACGCUGACAUCAUCCCUUGGCAACUUUUUAAUUAGCGUGAUUACUCUUAAGAACUAGAGCUAGAGGUGUCCCUCUGCUCUGUGCUGACAAUUGUGUUCAUUACAAGGUCGGUAUUAGCUCCUAUGAACACGCGGCUCGUACCUGGGUGUUACGCCGAUAACUAGAGCAUGGCCCAUGAGAGCCGGGUCCCUUCUAGGGUCCUCUUCUCGCCAUCCGGUCUCCCUCAUGCCUGCCGUUGUCGUAUUUAUUUUCUUGUCACAAAUAAAUACCUUCGUACCUUCGAGGGUACAUUAUUGGAUCUUGAAUUAUUAUUAUUCCAAAAACCCCAGUUUUUAUUGGGGAAUGGUGACGGAGUUCGGCUGCUCACAAAAUUCGUGAGCACCGCAUGUACAACCCGUGGCGAGCACCGUGGUCGCGAUCGUUAGCGACGGUCGAUCCGGCGACCCUUUGCACGAGCGAGGUGAUAAGCGCGACGUGCACGAGGGCGAGGUUGCGUAGGUGGAUUCGGUUGCGGAGCUCGGUGGGCGGGGUGAUGGAGUCGUAGAUGUCUUGCGUUCGCUUGUUGAUGUUGGCCUAUGCUCGGUGGGCGUUGUGUGCGGCGAAGUCUUUGAUGAGAUUGAGGAACGGUUUGCCCAUCCGUCCGUACGUUGCAAGUAAGUAAAAGGAACUGCAAUCAAACGAUCUUUUUACUUGAUUGUACCUUGCUUCAUUAUUCACCAUCGCAUGGCCGAUGUAUCGGUACCUUGCACGGCUCGGCUGUACAUCAUUUACGCCCAUAAGUGUCAGAAUUGACCAGCUUGGCGAACCCGACAUAACCAGCAACUUCUUGCAAUUCUAUAGAUCUCGACACUGAUGAUGUUGCGAUGGUUGCCCUUCUUUUGAUGCGUCUACCGAAGCCGAUUUUGUCUUAAGAAGAGUGUCGUUGAUUUUGCUCUGAACAGGCAAGGCUGACAGGGGACAAAUUUGCAGAACAGUAACUUUGGACAAAACAGUGUGAGCUACUUC